Molecule: messenger RNA, 5114 nt
Organism: Dendroctonus ponderosae (mountain pine beetle)
Lineage: Eukaryota; Metazoa; Arthropoda; Insecta; Coleoptera; Curculionidae
Gene: Abd-B
Product: homeobox protein abdominal-B
Exons: 6
Coding region: 520-1623 (367 amino acids)
Biological process (GO): regulation of transcription by RNA polymerase II
Cellular component (GO): nucleus
Molecular function (GO): DNA-binding transcription factor activity, RNA polymerase II-specific; RNA polymerase II cis-regulatory region sequence-specific DNA binding
Source: RefSeq, a predicted model, not a curated record
GUGCCGUCUAGUAAGGCGCAAGCGCUUUCCUGCGAACGUAACGAUAAUCUUUGACCGUGGAAACCAUUUCGUGAUAGCUGAAGCUUUCGAAAAGCGGUUUUCGGAAAAAUAGCAGUUUUAUAUUGUUAUUGUGUGUGAAUCUUUUUGAUUGAUUGUAGUAUUGCUUGUGUUCGACAAUAUUUCGCGCCUUCAAUUGUCCUGCGAAUUUUAAGUUGCAAGAUUAUUGGUUUUUUAUACCAUCUGCUGCGACGGAGGAACAUUCUAAACAUUCCCAACCUCAGGAAAAUGGAAUAAUAGCCGCAGCAUUAGUUGAAAGAUCCAGCUUACAUCAGAGCCAUACAAGGCUGACUGUUUUCUUUGUACAGUGGAAAUCAAUGCUUCAAGCUGUUCGGGGACGUGGAACGUGUACUCAAACCCUUCGAGUUGUCAAAUAGACUCUCGCGAGUAUUCCCCGGAUCGACAUUAGCCACCUUCCAAGCCUCCGCCGCGGGCUCCACCACCGGGGUGGCCUGGUGGUCCAUGAUGAACGGAGGCUUGUAUGAAGAAAGUCCCCCGCCGGUUCCUCAGAGUGCCGCUACUCCGAGUGGUACCAGCGGGAUGACCAGCCCUCCGGCUGUUGCACCUCCUGCGGCCACAACCUCGGCCACAUCUAGCUCUUCUCCAGCCAGCGUUACCAGCAACAGCGGAUCGGUCGGUCCGCUGCACAUUCCCGCCAAAAGACUGACCUCAGGUGGUUAUGGAGAUUGUACGGACGGCAGCGUGAUCAGACAUGGUCAGAACCAUUGGUCGUCAUAUUCUCCAUCCGAAAACCAUACGGCUUUCGAGUCCACGUUGAAUCACCAGUACAGCAAUCCAACCUACUACAAUUUACCUGCCGACCCUAAUGGGAGUCGAGAUCAUAAACCGCCCCUUCCGUUUUGGUCUCCUGCAGCAACUGCAUCUUCAACGCCGCCUGAUUAUAAGUACAGGGGAGGUGUAGGUGCAGAUCCUUCCGUAUCAUCUUCUUGUCAUCAGUCUUUUGGAAGCAAUUCUUGGUGCAAUGUAUACAAUUCUCCGUACCCUGCAGCCAGUCGUCACCAUGUGGAUGGGCCCUAUCUGACACCGGCUGAUGACCGGGGAAGGGUUCCUACCCUCGACACCGGCUUUUCACAUCACGACAGGGGGUACGGUCUCGGAAACUACGGUGCUCCUGAGUCAAUGCCAUCCACUCCCUACCCACCACCUGGUUCCUUGGGUACAAUGGGAGUGAGCGUUGCUUGUGGAGGUGGCGGCAACUCUCUAGAAUGGACGGGACAAGUCACUGCUCGGAAAAAGCGUAAGCCAUAUUCAAAGUACCAAACCUUGGAGCUGGAAAAAGAGUUUCUUUUCAAUGCCUACGUUUCGAAACAAAAAAGGUGGGAAUUGGCACGAAAUUUAAAUCUCACAGAAAGACAAGUUAAAAUUUGGUUUCAAAACCGACGAAUGAAGAACAAGAAAAACACCCAACGUCAGGCGUCCCAACAACAAAAUAAUAAUAAUACGGCAACGAAUAACCAAAACCAUCAUCACCAUCCAGCCCAUUUGCCGCACCACGUGGUUAAUCACCACGUUUCGGCCAACGGCGCUUUAAAACAUCAUCAGUGACCUAUGGGGUUUUCGGGGGUUGUGUUGGGCAAUUCACAUGGAUUGACUAGUUAAACACCCUUUAUUGUCAUCGUGUGAGUUGGAAUAGACUAGGAGGGUGUUUCAUUGCAAAUGCUUACAAUCCUCGAAACUUUGAAAAUAAUUUUAAGUUCUUUGCAGUGCCAAAGAAUACUUACAUUCUCCGCUGUUAUUAGGAUUUUCGUUCAGUAUAUGUUCUGUCUGUUCGUACUUUUUUGGAAAUUAUUUAUUUGCUGUUUCACAUGGUUUCUCUGCUGAACGGUGACGUAAGUUUUACCGUCCAAUAUAAAAUAUUUAGGUACUUUCUUCUAGGUAAGCUAUUUGAUAACAAUGUUAAACACAUUUCUCUAUUUGUUUGUUUUUUCUAUUACCACUUUCAAAGGCUUAAAUUUUUUGUGAAUUAUUCCUUUUCUCGAGCAGGAUUGAAAUAUUAAUUAUUCAAUCUUGGUAUAGCGAAACCACAUUACCUUCAGUUGUUUUACAUAAAUGGGUGUUUAAUGGCUGUUAAAUUGAUAAUGUCUACCGUUUAUAAUUACAGGUAAAUAAAUCAAAUAAGUGGACAUUUACACCCAACAAACAUUUAUAUUUUCCAAUUACCGAUAGUUAUGCAGAGCUGAAUAUCCUUGUCUAACUUGACUAAUUAUGAAUGUAAUUUUUUAUGGGUUUCUCAUUUGCUGGUCUAUACAUUUUUUGCAUUUUAACCUAUUUGCCAGUUUAUCUAUUGCCAACUAAGUUGCUUUCUCAAUGUUCAGUUCCGUAUGUGCAAUAAAAAGGUGUGUGAAACCACACCAAAUUCAAAGGACCAAUAAAAUCAGAAAAAAAUCGUCUAAUUCAAGUAAGCUUUCCAAAAAAGUAUGAGGGCAGAGAAACAUUUUGGCAGGGCUUGUGCAAAUAGUAUAGUUGGUGCAGAGCACAAAAUUUUCCAGUUUACAUUAACGUAUUUUCAUAGGCUUUAGAUAGUUUAUUCAUUAUGAAUGAAUGCGAAUUUCAAAACAAACUUAUAUUAAGUUUUAUGAUAUUCUUUACUUAUUAUUUAACUGUUGAUUUUAAGGCGCGUUGGUAGUAUUUUGAUUGGAUUUUGAUAAAUAUCAUAAUAAAACAAUCUAAGCAAACAAUUAAGGUGCUUCAUAGUGAUUCCCCUGAAAACAACGACAAUACUGUUAAAUUGUUUUAAAUUCUCGUGCAAUUUUUUUGUACUUACUUUUUUCUAUCGUGCUCUCUGAUUUUAUUAUCUUAUGGUGAUUAUUUAAUUGGGUUUUCAUGGAUCUGGGGAAAAAGUGAAAUUGGAACUUAUCGCUUUCACCACCCAUACAAUUCAGUAGUUAAACGGGAAACUACUCAACUUAAAUUAAAUCGAGAAUCAGCUCUGAGCUUCAGUACUUGCAGUUAAAAAAAUUAAAGCUUGAUCGAAUUAUUAAAUAGAUUAUUUCCCCUUAUCAAAUCGAAUUCAAAUCUAGGAAGGAAGUGUUGAUGAAAAUGUAUAGCUAAAAUGUAUUCAGAUUCUAAUCUUUUGGUUUCAAUCUAUAUUGUCUGACGUGGGGUUAUGAAAUUGUUCCACGAAAUACUGAGAAAAAUAUCUUAAAUAUUGGGUUCUAUGACACAAACGCAAGUGUGAAAUGUUACUUAGCAUUCAACAAAGCGCAGCUUUAGCAUUUUGUUAGUGUUAAUAAAAUGUCACUAAUUUGGCGCCUGCCUAAAAAGGGUUUACAUCAUACGAAGAAGUUGCAUCUUAUUUGGAAUUUUUUUAUCUGCAGUAUUUGUUGGUUAGAUUAAAUCAGAUGUGAAAAGUUCUUACCAAUUGAUGCUUUCAGUUUUUCCACUUGAUUCUCUGUAGAUUAUCUAAUUAGGUUUUUCAAAAAUUUUUGUUUAAUGAUUUAUGUCUGUUAUUUUUCUUAAUCAGUACUGUGCUGACUUAGUUUAGGGAACAUAAAGAGGAAAUCAUAUUUAAAUAGUUUUCUCCUGAAACAACACUUAGCUUUAGGAAUUUGUAUAUACGACUGUCUUUUUGUCUUUAGAUGUUAACUGGUAUGUUGAGAUGUAAUCAGUGUUGCCUAUUUAGCCUAAAUGUAUAGUAAAUUAUUAAAGGUAUAGAGCGCUAAAAUAAUAUUCGCCAUAUUUUCUGUGUUACUUAAGUUGUUUCUGCCCUUUUGUCAAAAUAUUUGUACAUACGACUUAUUAGGUACCUACCUGUAUAUCUGUAGCUUUUCGUAUACGAUUUCAGCAAAAAAUUAUGGGAAACCAGAGACAUAAAGUUGCAAUAUGUAGCAUAGUUGCUCUAUUAUAAUUUCUUCGAUUUUUCUCCGAAAUACAGAUUGGCUGAAUUUGGAUUUUUAUAUAUCGUUUACACGUAAUGUCUAUGCAAAAUCAAUUGAGCCUAAAUCAAUGCAGGCAGUCGGCCCAGUGCAAAGACGUGGUCAAAUUAAUUGGCUUAUGGCAUAUACCUACUCGAUCAUUUUUGUUAUUAGCUUGUUAUUGUUUCCUAAUAUGGUGACCCAUAAUAUUUUCAUAUCGUUCGAUAAUUGGUAUAGUUAUUGUACCGCUUGGUGUUUUGCCAAUAAAAUUGCUGUAAUAUAUCUGAGAAAACUUCUCUAGAAACCCGAAUUUUAUUGUAACUAUAAACUUACUAACCUAUCCAUAUUAUAAGAAUUCUUCGGCGAAGAAAUUUUUGGGAAAGUUGGCAACGUUUUCUGAGAAGCAACGUAAAAAAUAACAUAUUUUUAUACCAAUACGCUGUUAUGGCAUUGGUCUAGACCUAUGUUGUCACAUAUUUCGUAAUUUUAAGAUGCUCACUUCCCCAAUUUCAAAUUAGAUAAACCAAAAUGUAAAUAUUUAUAUUAAGCAUUUUAAACAGUGACGUGUAUGAAAAUUUUUAAACUAUGUUUAUUAUUGUUUUAAAAUUACAAUUGAGUACUAUGAAGUGGCAAUGAUCUCUUUUGGUUGAUAUGAGUCUUUAUGAGUAGUUAUGUUUAGAUAUAUAAUAGAUAAUUUUUAUGUUGCUAUAGGUUAUAUAAGUUCCAUUAGGCGGAAUCGGCUGUUUAAAAAAAUGAAUUAAAAACUAUAGCUGAGUUAAGCCUUUAAUUCACUCAUGUGUAUUAGUAGAUAUUUUGGAGAAGUUUCAACAAAAAUCAUUUAAGAAUUGUCAUACUUGGAGUUCAAUCGACAUUAUGAAAUAAUUAACAACAAAUAAAAAUAUUUUUACAUCUGCUUCUUUCUAUGUUAAUUUGGGUCACCAAAAAAAUUCUCAAGUCAAUAUUUGUUUUUGUAAUAGCUGUUUGAUUGUGCAAAAUAUCCCUUCACGCAUUUACUAAGUAACCUAUAGCAUCAUAGUAUACGCUGUUGCAAACAUCCCACUUUUUUGUUGGUACCAAAAUUUACCUAACAAAUUAUUCCCAUGUGUUUUCAACAUUCAGUUGUGUUCAUAAAGCAAAUUGUUGUGUUUAUGUAUGUAUCGUAUACACGAAAUUGAUGAUACA